Puccinia graminis f. sp. tritici CRL 75-36-700-3 is the source of this 1218-nucleotide messenger RNA. RefSeq lists its product as uncharacterized. Bases 1 to 939 code for a protein of 312 amino acids. Lineage: Eukaryota; Fungi; Basidiomycota; Pucciniomycetes; Pucciniales; Pucciniaceae. The transcript has a single exon. The record is from RefSeq and is a predicted model, not a curated record.
AUGUUACGACAAGACCCAGGGCCAACCCUCGAGCUCAUCCUCGAGAUUCAACCGAAACUUGCCCAGAAUUGGGAUCAAAUCAUUUGUACCAUGAACCACAUCAUGCCCCUAGAAGGACCUCAACCAGACCCAGCAAUCGAUCAAAACUUGAAUGAAUUCAAGCCUUAUAGGCUUCGCGACUUGGCUACCUGUAUCCGAGGAGAUUUGCAAAUGCAAAUCGAAGAUUUUCUUCACAGCGCUCGUCUGGUGAUUGAAGAAAUCGAACUUGCAAGAGACGAACGCGAAACAUCCAUAGGAUACGAUUCUUAUGAGCUCGACAACUCGAUCGAUUCAGCCCUCGAAUGGUCCAAAGUAUCCGAAUUGGAUCUUCUCAAUGGAUGUUGGGAAGGAGCACUACUCCAAACCAACGCUGGAUUGGAAGACCUUUUGUUUAUUGUCCAUCUCAACUACAGACCGAUCAGUCGACCGAUUGCUCAGCUCGCUAAAUCCUUCAUCCCACUGCUCAAGCUAACUAAACUGUUCUUCAAUAAAUUAUUACGAUUGGGCUUAACCAUCAAAGCAGAUGUACAAUCGUAUACGGAGAUGUCGACUGCUCAACUCUUGUUGUUCGAAAGAUCCGCUCAAGCGAUCGCUAGAUCGAUCUCGGCUUCGGUGGGUAGGCUGAUAGAACCUGAAGUGGAAGAUCGAGCACAAAUCAGUCAGGAACUCAUCCAUCAAAUCAGUCAGGAACUCAUCCAUCAACUCAAAAGCCUCUCCCCUCUCUUUCAAUCUGUCUUACUUCUUUUAAACCUCUACAUCAUACCUCUCGUCCCGAAUAACAAGCUUUCUUCUGCUCAGAUUCCCUUCAAAGCUUGGUUAGUCACUUGGUAUACUCUAUUCUUUAAAGCUACAAAUAAUGCUAUCAAUGCUGCCAACUCGUUUGCUCCAAACCUCGAUUAAUCAAGUGCUACUUAACCUGUUUUGUUUGUCAUGCUCCUCCCAGUUAUUUUUAUUGAUUCUGCUCAUGGAAAACUUGACCAUCUGUGACAUUUUCCAAAAUCUAUUGUUCCUUAUCAAUUCCCUUUCAGCUUGUUUUUUGUAGGAGUUGGUAGAAUUAAUUUCCCAUCACGCGCAUUCUAAGAGCAAAUCAAUGUAAUAAUUUUGUUUAUCUUUAGGUGUCUGUUGUUGUUAUCUUUGACAAGAAAACUUUCCGGCCUGCGCCCGCGCGGACCGGCUGCG